Molecule: messenger RNA, 3318 nt
Organism: Corapipo altera (White-ruffed manakin)
Lineage: Eukaryota; Metazoa; Chordata; Aves; Passeriformes; Pipridae
Gene: CUNH2orf80
Product: chromosome unknown C2orf80 homolog
Exons: 10
Coding region: 733-1398 (221 amino acids)
Source: RefSeq, a predicted model, not a curated record
CGGAACCCGAAACUCGCCUUCCCGGCCGCCGCGGCCCCGCUGCCCUUCGGGCUGGAAGCGCCGAACUUUGAGGCGCUGCUACUGCCACGUGCCCCUGCCCCACGGAGCUACACCGCUCCUGGAAUGCCUCAGAAAAGCCCGACGGUUGUUUUGAAGGGCGAAUCUCACCCAAAAAAUGAGGGUUGGUUCAUGCAGCUUUCACCUGACAGUCACGUUUUACUGUCUAUUAAAAUGAUUUUUUUUCUUAUGUAAUUUUCACUUCAGCCCAAGUUAAUGCACUGUUUUCCAGACACCCUUGAAUUUGCCCUCAAGAAGCUGACAUUAUAUAUGCUGGUGUGAUGACGUUAAAUAUUUUAAGGAAAUGACACAUAAGGAAAAAGUAGCCAAAUAAUUGGAAAAACAAUGAUUUAGAGUGGAGGUGCAAUUUAUACCAGAGGUGCCAAGAGAAUAAGGCCGAUGAAAACGUGUCUACCUAUUGUUCCCAAACGGGUUCCUUUAACCCAUGUGCUAUCGGUUGGUCCCCAGAUAGAGUCGAGCAGUCCUGUAUGAAGCCAUAGCCUAAUUUCCCUGGCACACAAAGGAAGACAGAGGCAAGAAAGGAACAACAACAUCAAGAGGGAAAUCCUCCUCAUAAAUACCUGAAGUCAGAGAGGCUCCAAACCCAGAUCCUGAGGCCUAUUGCAAAAGUUGACACAGAUCCCACUGAGCUUAUGCUACAAUGACAACUAGAAUAUGGAAAGAAAACACCUGAAGAAAAAGAUUGAAAAACUCCUGGGAGAUUAUGUUGGCAUCAGACUACGAGAAAAAGAAUUUGAUCCAAGAGGACAAAGGCCACCCACCUUUCUAGAUGACAUGGUCCAUUACAACUUAGCCCUCAGUGUUGCUUUACUGUGGCUUAGUGACUUGGAUGCUCCAAUUGCACUGACAAGAGAGAAAAUGAGCUUUGCAGCUCGCAACAAAUACACAUAUCCCAACCGAACUGAGAGAGAAGCUAUGAUAUUAUCUUCAUACGCUGGAAUAUUAAUGAACAGCAUUCCUGUAGAAGAGAUCUUUGAGAUUUACAGCAUGAGGCCCUCAGCAACACACUGGCAGAGGUCUGCAAAUGACCAUUGGAUUCAACCUUUCAGGUUCUCCCUGCAUCCAUUUGCCAUGCUGACUGCCCCUGAAGCUGCAGAGCAUGCCUGGAAGCAAAGCAUCAAGUACCAGACAGCAACGGCACAUCAAAAGCAAGGAUCUUGUUCAGCAAGGAGAGCUAAAAAGGACCACAAGCAACUAGACCCACUGACCAGAGGAAAGCAACAUGUUGACAAAGGAGCUACAGAAGCAAAACAAGGAAUCUCUCCAAGGAAGCCUGGAACAGAUUCAAAAGUGAGGAAUGCAAAGGAAGCAAAGACAUAACAAAACACCUAGACUUCACAUACCUCACUUAGUUGUAGGUGAGCUAACUGAUGUCUUCUAUCUUAGCUUUGGUAAUACAUUUGCAACUUCUGUUUUGGUUGAUUGGUUUGUUUGGUUGUUUGUUUUUAAAUCUUAGCAGUCAUUCCUUCCUUCCCAUCCAUCAUAUCUUACAUCCAAGACAUUCACUCCUCUUCCCUUAGCCAAUUCUCUCCUGCUCCCCUGCCAGCGUGUUGGGAGCUUACAUUUUCCCAGUGCAUCCCUACUGAUUCUCAAUGCACCAUGCUACUUUUACAGAGGCAAAGAGAGGAUGCAGCACUUCAGGGGCAGGGAAUACAUACUUCCCCUUCUCCACAGUGCUUUGCAACUCCCACACAUGAUCCAGUGUUGGGCAGGAAUGAGCGUCCCUGCACGUGACGCGUGGGUUGUGCCUCUCAGGAUGAUCACAAUUUCUUCAGCUCUCCCCUCUAACCAUCCUGCUUUCUUGUUUCAGCAAAGGGAUCAGCUAAAGAAAAAGCCUCUCCCUGCAGUGCCAGUGUGGCACUGAAGUCUGUCUUCCAAUCCCCAUUUGUAGGUCUCUGAUGAUUUGCCUCUGUUAUGUCCAUGCUGUGUUGCCAAAGAACACUCCCCAUUUCCUAGAUGGGCUGUCAACUUUCAUCCUUGUACUGACUCUACCUUGGAAUAUAAGCUGGACAUGGUUCUCCUUCCACAUCCCUCUCUUCCUCUGUCACAAAGCUUGAGCACACAAUAUGGAGUGUUUGUAUUAGACUCCUUCUACCUAAUUCCAUAGAAAUUUCAGGGCUUGAACUAUUUGCUGCUGAGAGGUGUGUUUAACAUUAACUGCAGGGUAGAGAGACUUCAUUAGGGCUCUUUACAUAUAAAAAUGAAGAUUCCCAGAUACUUGUAGCCAGGGGAUAGGCAGUUAUCCAAAGUAGGGUCACAUAUUGUACAGCUGCAGUAACCCAUCUCUUGGAGAUGGUCCUGUACUCUAACACAAACUAUCUGCUAAAGAAAAAACCAAUAAACAUUUGUGAAGCAAAACCAUUUUUCUCCUUUUCUCCUUUCUGCUGGCUCUGAGUCACUGAGCCUAUUUAUGGAGAUGCCAAAAGACAGCACUACACAAGAAAGCCUGGGAAUGGUUAAACUUAAUCAGGGAUUAAAGGGUCUUUCAGAAGUCCUCAUGGACUCAAAGCUUGCUUUCAGCUUACCAGGUUCACAGUGUUUUGUUUUUUUAAUAUAUCACAAAUUUCCUGUUAAAACCACCUUUCAAUUCUGGUUUGUCCCUGGGGGAAGCCCUCACUACAGCUUGAUACAUUUAGAAAUUACAGAUUAACCAGUGACUCUUUGUGCUGAUAUAGAUGGGGCUUCUUAGCCUUACCAUGCAUCCCCACACUUUCCUUUCAAGCCAUGUAAGCCCCAAUUCUAGGCCUUAAGGAGUCAGGUGAGAGGGCCAGGGGGAACCUGAGGUAAACAGCAACAUCACCUUCUAUAUUACACAGGAACUCUUUAAGAAUUUCUGCAGCAUCAGCUGUUUUGGCCUGGUUAGUUCACUCUGCAGGAAGGGAGACUGCUGGAACACACUAUCCAAUCCUAUUUAGUAGUUCCUACCUCUCCUCUAUUGUCUGUGUUCACUGCUGAGAUAGGUCUACCCUGUCAUAUUCAGCUCUUGCUUUUUCUUGGAGCUCAGAGCAUCCAUCAGCUUCUGAGCAGAGGCUUCUGUUCUUGCAAACAAAUUCCAUAGAACAGUAGGCCAGUGACAGGACCUGAGCAAAUUUCCUCCCAAUUCAAACAGCACCAGUCUGACCCCUGGAAAGCCAAAACAGAGAGAAAUUGUCCUUUGAAAUGAGGUCACUACAAGAGGGGAGGAGGGGAUAUUGCUGCUGAGCACAUGAGAGAACAAUAGUAAGGGGGUGGUUCAGAUUA